CUCUCUCGCGCGCUCGCCCUCGCUCGUUAGCCCCUAGACUACGCUUUUCGUCUCUCCGUAAUCUCGUUCAACUUAUUCUAAGCUUCGCUACUCUUAUUCUACAUCGGCUUGCCCGUAUUCAUAUUAUAAGGCCACACUUGGGCAAUAGUGAUUAUCCCAAUGGAGGAAGCGGCGGCACCACCGGCCGUGGUAGCUAUAGGCGAGCAAAAUAUCGACCCGAGUCUGCGCUCGCAGGCCCAACACACGGCCUCUCUGUCCAACGUUGCAAGCCCACCAGAACGUCUUCCAGAUGGCCGGCUUGUCCCUCGCGAGACGUACCAUGCAUACUUGCUGUCUAUCAAGCGAAAGAAGUGCCUGGUGGGAACAUGUGCGAGUCUGAGCAUAUCUCAUCCGAAGAGGGCUAGCCUUGAGCGCCUCCGGGAUGCCCUACUUGAUUACUGGUACUCCCCGACGGGCAAUGGUGUUGCACCCUUGCCUAGUCCCCCCCCUCACACUCCGCCGCCUCGCAUCCCAGCGUCGCCAACCCAUGGCACCACGGCUGCGACGCCAAUUCAUGGGACUGCAGCUGCGACACCUGCGUUCGCAUUGCCUAGUACAGGUGAUGAGACAUAUGACGGUGAUGACGAGCUGCUGCGCAAUCAGUUCUAUGUGGACUGUAACGCGGCAGCUGACGUCUUUGCAUAUGAUCGAGGGGCUGAGGAUGGCGACGAAGAGGAUGAUGAAUUAGAGGAUGCAACCCUGUUUUCGUUCGACAUGGAUGACCCAGUUGACUUCACAAGCUACCAGAGGAGCAUGCGCGUUGAUGCCGCCAAACGAUUCGAGGAGAACCGGCGGGCUGGUGGUCGAAGGACACAGAAAUCAGUGAUUCGUUCAUGGGAGCUUUUCCUCGCAGAUGCGAGGGCAGAUGGCCGGGUCCCGGACGAGAUAGUCGAUGAACAUAGCCUCCUCGUGUUCAUCAACUACACUGCAGACCGUCCAAAGCGCAGCCGCAAGGGAGAGUAUAUUCCUGGAACACGUGUUGGUGCUUCUCAGAUUAAGAAAGAAUUCUUUGGUGCUCUCCGCAUCCGCAAGGUCCAGGAUGCCGCAGAUCCUACACUCGCUACACGACGGCCUGCAGCAACAGUUCACGUCUACGACCUCGUCAAGGCUCGAAUGAACGAGGCUCUGAUCAGUGCACGUCUCGGCCUCAUUCCAAACGAGGAUGCACCGGACAUCGUCGCAAACACAUUUCUGGCCAGUGUGACCGACCAACAGCUGCAGGAUAUUGGUUACGGUUUCUUACAACACCGGGAACUACGAUCUGCAAUUAACGGGCACCUUGCGUGGACAUUGCAGAAUGGUUCAGGUAACCGAGGGGAUGACGUCCGUGCAUUAAAGCUAUGUGAGCUGCAGCCUUAUCAGAUGAAGCAUCCGAACAAUCAGCAGACGAUAUUUGUUGUCCUUGGCCUUCAAAGUGAGGAAAAGGCAGGGAUUCGGAACAUGCAGACGACCGUCAAUCCAAGCUACCGAGUAUGGAUGGCGCAUGAAAAUCCACUCAUGUGUCCACUUGGUGCGCUUGCGAUGCACUUCCAUCAGUUAUUUGAUCACUUCCGACUUGCCGAGAAGCUGGAUAUCGACUGGCUGGUGAACAAGACAUGGCGACAGGUUAGGCUCAUCUGGGGCUCUUCUCCUACCAAGACGUACACCGAUUCGAAUCUGCACAACUUGUAUGCGAAAGCAUUCAAGAAGGCAGAUUUUGAAUCAACGAUCAAGGCGCAUUUGCCCCGUCACCUAAUCGGGUACAUGCAAGAGCGCUUUGGAGUCGAUCCAUUCGAAACAUCAAAGCUUGGAUGGAGACAUGGGACGUAUCAGACUACAUAUGCUCCUAAUCUUCCGAAGCAGGCAAAUCUCGCAUGCCACGGGUAUAUGGAGCAUGAGUAUUACGACCCAGUCUGGUGCAAGGUGUCAGUCCCAGCCGAGUUCUUGAACCGUGUAUGUCCCAUGGCCGAAUCAAUCAUCAAGGCGACAGAAGGCAGACGGAACCUUGUUGGUGUAACAAACUUUUGGAAGAUGAUCGUAGAUCUCCGACCAUUCCUCUUUCAAUGUGCUGCAGCGAUCUAUCAGGUUGUCCCAACUUCCCCCAUAUUCCGACUACCCGCUCUAGCAUCCACGGAUGUUCAAGAGUGGAUGAAGAUUCAGUAUCCAGCCCAUCUUGAGACAGCAAAGUCGCAGCAGGCAGAGCCUGUUGAUCUCUCGCGCAUCCAGAAUGAGGCGCAGCGUCAAGCGUUAGAACAGAUGAGGGUUAUACUUAAUGUGAUAGGUGAUAAGGUGCAUUCAAUGGGCGAGACGGUAGAACGGCGGACCGCUGUCCUUUCGCCCGCCAAGGGUUACUCGAAUGAGUUUAGCACCCCGCCAGCAAGUACCUUACUUGGGAGCCCCAUCCAGCUCGCACCGGGCACCCGUCUCUCUGGCAAUGACCUCGAUCCACCACUUACAAUAAGCGCGGAGGCCCGAGCACAUGAAGACACUGGCAUGUAUGAAGCCGGGGACAGCACCUUGCGCGCUUUCAUUGCGCCAUCCCCGAAGUCACCAUCGCAGGCAAGGCCACGAACUCAAGUCGACUUGGUCCUUCCGUCUAUUCAAGCAUUCAAUCAAGAGGGUACUGUUCAGUUGCUAUGGCCGCCCUGUAUGGGGCAGCAGUCUGUCACUUGGGCGAAGGUAUUUUCGCUUAUCCGACAGCCGAAGUACCUCUGGCAGGCAUGGAAGCCUAGCGAGAGCUUGAAUAACAUGACCAUAGCACAGAUCUGGGCGUGCUACAACAGCGGUGAAGCCACUCGCGAUGCUGAUGGGAAUCAGACAGGCGCGAAACCACCAUUACGGUUGGUCGAACAACAUUUUCAGGGCAAGUGGCGGAGUGAAAUCGAGGCUCGGAAGGCCUGGCAACGUGUUCGCGAGAUACCCGAGUGGAUCGACACGGCGAUCAGAGAUGAAGGCCUGUCGGAUACAGCGGCAAUUGCACUGCUCGAAUCGAUGCGGAAGGUCGAAGGAAAAGCACAGCUGCUCGGUUCAAACGCAUUAACAAGUCUCCUCAUCAAGCAGCGCAAGGCAAAGGCUCUUACAGCCGGCGAGACCCUUGCACCUGCCUCGAGUGUCGCCUCUAGCAUUGUGGUAUCCUCGGCUUCCGAAUCAACCUCUGGCAAAAAGCGCCGCGCGCCGACCAUUGCAGGGCGCAAGAAGUCCAAGAAGGCGAACUUACACGCAGCAUAG
Molecule: messenger RNA, 3246 nt
Organism: Rhodofomes roseus
Lineage: Eukaryota; Fungi; Basidiomycota; Agaricomycetes; Polyporales; Fomitopsidaceae
Exons: 18
Coding region: 160-3246 (1028 amino acids)
Molecular function (GO): DNA binding
Source: RefSeq, a predicted model, not a curated record